AUGAUAGACCGCAUAGAUGCAGCCACGUCCUCGAGCGAGCCCCCUGUCAGCUACGCUGAGGUUUCCUCAGGCUACAGGCGGGCUGGGUACAUCUUGGAUGAUGAAGAGGAAGCAGCUCUCAUAGCGGACUUGCAGAUUCACGAUUGCCUCAUUGUGGGUACCAGCAAAGGCUUUACCACAUUGACGGGCUUUCCCCGGGACGAGGCACUCGGGCAGAACUGCCGGAUGAUGUUGAAGGGCGUGCCUGAGGUGGCCGUGUCCAAGUCUGCGAGAAAGAACCUUCGUGACUUUUGCCGCAUGUGCAAAAUCAAGAAGCUCGAUUACAUCUCCGAGGUCACGUCGCUGCAGCCCAACAGCCGGAAAAAUGGGACUCAGUUCGUCAACUUUUUUCUCGUUGGCCUCGUCCAGGUCGGCACAGACAGAUACCUGCUCGGUGUACAGAGGUCUGUUGGCGAAGGGCUUUUCGUGUCCCUCAAUGGCCGGAUGAUGGAAGAGGUCACUGAAGCUGCGCGAGAGACGUUCAAGCGGAUUCGCCAGAAGCUUUUGAGCCUGGACUCCAGCUUAGGCCGGCUUUCGCAUGUCAGCCAGCGGCUGGGUUUCACUUUCUUCUCCGAGCGGCUACAGGAUCACUGCUUGCUACUCAAUGGUGGUCGGACGGCGAUGCGCCGUGAGCCGCAGGAGCUUGCUACCAACUGUUUGGUCUUUGGCAAUGCACCCGUAAGGAUGACGCCCAACGGGCUGUACUUUGCCGUGCGCAUUGAGGAUGCUGUGACAACAUUCGAGGGACUGCCCAUUAUGGGCUUCACUCGCCGCAAGCCGGUGGACCAGCCGAGUCUCUACCCAACGGUUUGCAGGUGUUUGGGCGCGAGUGUUCUGGUGGGAGCCUGUGGCGAGGCCUUCGCCCGCGAUCAGAUCGAGCACUUCCGGAUCGGCUUCAAGCAGCCUCCGCAGACAGAGGUUGCCUCCUGGUCCACACAAGCCGACGUCCCACCGCACAAGCGAAGGGCGCCGGUGAGUGUGAACCCGGGCGACGUGUUUGGGUGCCUGUACACGAUGGAGGGCCGGCUGCAGCUUUGGAGGAAUGGCUCCCAGGUCUUGGACUUUGACGUGGGCCGUCCCAUCCAGCAGGCAUGUCCUGGGGGCACUCGCAGCUUCAGCUCGCAAAGCUCUUCUGAGGAGAAGAAGGAGGCAAAGCGCAAGCCUGUGACCACCCUGGAGGAGGCGCUUUAUCUGGCCAAGCUUGCGAACAUCUGGACAGAAGCAGAGGUCCAGUACCAGAUCGUUCGAGGACCGGAGUUUUCCCGAGACAGCUCACCGUUUAUGCUCGAGAACUUCUUUGAGGUUGAGGAUGAGCCGUAUGAAGCAACGGCUUCCAAGAAGCAGCUCGACGUCGGGGGCGCGGAGGGCGAGCGGGAAUGGCCAAACACCAACCCGACAGUCCACGGGACCAUAGAGAAGUACUUCCGGCCUGACCUUCCCCCGAAGUUUUGGCAUGGGGGCAAGGAGUGGCUUUCUUACGUCGAAGGCACGGGCACUCGAAAGCGCGCGUCGGCUCACGUGGUGCUCGUCCGGGGCACCGGGAUAUUUCGUGUCAACGGAGAGCAGGACAUGUACUCACGAUGGCCGCAGAUUUACAACCGGGUCGAUGUCUGCCAGCCUUUCAAGCUGACCGGCACAGCAGGCCAGUACGAUGUCUUUGUGGAGACCCGUGGAGGUGGUUUGAGUGGGCAGGCCGGGGCCACGCGCCUUGCGAUCUCCCGAGCACUUUUUGAGGCCAACCCCAGUUGCCAUGAUGACCUACAGAAAGGUUUCUGUCUCCUGGAGGACACUCGUCAAAGACUCUCUCACCUGGCCGGGAGAGCUGGCCGUCGUGCAGGGCACGCCUGGAACAAGCGCUGA
Messenger RNA from Symbiodinium sp. CCMP2456, 1899 nucleotides. The record is from the annotation of a GenBank genome assembly. NCBI's taxonomy places the organism in Eukaryota, Dinophyceae, Suessiales, Symbiodiniaceae.